Necator americanus (New World hookworm) is the source of this 363-nucleotide messenger RNA. RefSeq lists its product as uncharacterized. The transcript has a single exon. The record is from RefSeq and is a predicted model, not a curated record. Lineage: Eukaryota; Metazoa; Nematoda; Chromadorea; Rhabditida; Ancylostomatidae. Bases 1 to 363 code for a protein of 120 amino acids.
AUGACACGUGGAAGAUACCAACAUCGUGCACCGCCAUCGAAAUUGGCUAUAGAGAAUCGUUUUCGCUUUUUUGUUCAUAUAAUAAGGAGACCAGCAGAUCGCCUUGUUCAACGAGUUUUGAGGAGUUUGUCGGAUUCAAGCUGGAAAAGGCCACCUGGCCGAAAGCAGAAGUUCUUGACUGAGGUGUUGAAAGAGGACCUGAGGACACUCUACGCGUAUAGGCAGUCCAGGCGAGACGUAGGGUUUCACAGAAUAUGGAACAGCGACGAAUGGAUUGAAUCCCGUGCAAGCUCUCGCAGAAGAUCGAGAAGAUUGGGCACAGCUAUGUUCAAGGACGACACACCUCGGCGAAGAUGCAGGUAA